Messenger RNA from Sinocyclocheilus anshuiensis, 352 nucleotides. RefSeq names its product beta,beta-carotene 15,15'-dioxygenase-like. Lineage: Eukaryota; Metazoa; Chordata; Actinopteri; Cypriniformes; Cyprinidae. The record is from RefSeq and is a predicted model, not a curated record. The annotation marks the transcript as partial. Gene Ontology annotation, biological process: retinal metabolic process; carotene catabolic process. The transcript is spliced from 3 exons. Gene Ontology annotation, molecular function: beta-carotene 15,15'-dioxygenase activity; carotenoid dioxygenase activity.
UUUUCAUAGAAAAACAAACAUUUUCUGUCAUGCUAUCAGGAAACUCCACCAGACACCAAUCUGGUCAGAUUGCAGGACACAACAGCCAAAGCAGUGAUGAAGAAGGACGGCUCCAUCUACUGCACCCCUGACACUAUUUUUGAGGGUUUAGAAUUACCAGGGAUCAAUUACAAAUUCAACAGUAAGAAGUACAGGUACUUCUAUGGCACCAGGGUGGAGUGGUCGCCAUAUCCAAGCAAGAUUGCAAAAGUGGACAUAGCUACUAGGACACAUCAAGUGUGGAUCGAGGAGGAAUGUUACCCAUCUGAGCCAGUGUUUGUGGCAUCUCCAGAUGCUGUUGAAGAAGAUGAUG